CCACGUGACCAGGGUCCUCCUCAUUUAAAAAAGAGCUGCUACUCUGCAAAAAAUACUCCAGAGCUUUGACAGAGGUGGUUGAUGGUUCCAUUGGCACCGGCAGAUCCCCCCCGGGCACAGCAGGGCGCAGCGCCAUGAUUUCGCGGGUGUGCUGAUGGACGCAGAGCCCUCAGAGUCUCUGUGUAGCUGACCCGCAUCCUUCAAAGUAUCUUCCGUCUCCGCCGUGCGGGUCAAGGAUGGCUCUGGACCACAGGACGGCAUUUGGCGCCUCGGUGCUGCUGGGCUGCGCGGUCAUCUGCAGCUACGUGCCAUGCCCCGUCCGUGCGUAUCUCUACAACAACCGCUACGCAGGCGAUCAAGUCUUCAGGAUCACUCCCAGUAAUUACACGGAGGUCGGGGCCCUCAAGAAAAUUCUGGAACGGAUGAAGGUGGACUUCUGGCAGCCCAACAGUGUCUCCCUAAUCCACCACAACGCCACUGUGGACGUUCACGUGAAACGGGAUGACACACAGCGUUUGCAUAGGGGCUUAAAACAGGAAAGAAUGAACUACCGGGUUCUCAUCAACAAUCUGCAGAAAGAAAUCGAAAAGCAGACCGGUUAUCGCUCGUCUCGCAAGCGGAGGUCAGAGUUUCAGUAUGACUACGAGGUUUACCACUCUCUGGAAGAGAUACAGAACUGGAUGUUUGAGAUGAACAGAACCCAUCCCAAUCUGGUUGCUAUGUUCUCUAUUGGGAAGUCAUAUGAAGGAAGACCUCUUUACGUGCUUCAGGUAGGGAAGAGGAGCCGUCCGCAGAAGAAAGCCGUGUGGAUCGACUGUGGGGUUCACGCCAGAGAGUGGAUAGGACCUGCUUUCUGCCAGUGGUUUGUCAAAGAGGCCAUCAGCUCAUACAAGUAUGACUCUGUGAUGACACGACUCCUCAACCAGCUCAGCUUCUACAUCAUGCCCGUCUUCAACGUGGACGGGUAUCGUUUCAGCUGGAACACGGAUCGGUUCUGGAGGAAGACACGGUCAAAAAUCCACAAAUUCCACUGCAGAGGGGUGGAUGCUAACAGAAACUGGAAGGUGAAAUGGUGUGAUGAGGGGGCCUCCUCGCAUCCAUGCGAUGACACCUAUUGCGGCCCCUUCCCUGAAUCUGAACCGGAAGUCAAAGCUGUCGCCAAGUUCCUGCGCAAGCACAAGAAGCGCAUGAAAGCAUACAUAUCCAUCCACGCAUACGCUCAAAUGCUGCUUUACCCAUACUCCUACAAGUAUGCCACAAUCCCCAACUUCAACUGCGUGGAAACAGCAGCUCAGAAUGCGGUGUCGGCUUUGUAUUCAGCCUAUGGAGUGAAGUACAGAUAUGGACCUGCUUCCACAACUCUGUAUGUUACGUCUGGCAGUUCAAUCGACUGGGCCUACAGGAAUGGCAUCUCCUAUGCCUUUGCAUUUGAGCUGAGGGAUACAGGAUACUUUGGUUUCCUGCUGCCUGAAUCGCAGAUCAACCCCACCUGCACGGAAACCAUGAGAGCUGUGAAAGCCAUCGCAUCGGGUCUGCUGAGGAAGUGUGACAAAGUCAGGGACAGAUUUCCAUAUAUAUGAAUCCGACGACUGCUGCGGCAUUCCUGUGACACUUCCUCUUCCUCCUUGAUCUUAUCGGGUGAAGAGAUGAAAAACAGACGAGUUGGAUUGUUUGUUUGUAUUUUGCGGUUUCUUCUCAUUAUUUUUAAUUUCUGAUAAGAAACGCUGGUGGUGGGUAGAGGCUGUUUACAUACAGUAAGGCUGCGUUCUUCAAAUUUUUACAGUGAACUUUGGUCAUGUGAACACUUACCAAUAUACAGCAGCACUUGUUUUGUUAAGAAACAGCAAAUAUUUUUAUGUCUUCAAAACAUGUUUUCCAAAAAUAAGCUGUUAUAGGACAUUUUUCUAAUAAUUUUUUUUUCUCUACUUAGACCGGCUUAUUAAAUAAAUCUUAUCAAGUGCCAGUUUAGCUUUUCAGCCAUGAAACAAUGUAAGAAUGCCUUCAUUACUGCAAAGUUUUUGUAAAUGUAAUACAAAAAACAUAACAUAAAUAGGUAUUUUUGUGAGAAUGGUUUAUUUUUUCCUCAGAGUAGAAAACAGAAAGGAUAAUGUGUCCCUUCAGUCGCUAACGGUUUCAUUACUCAGGUAUGGAUUAAUGAUGAUGUCAGAAAUGUUUACUUGUGAUAGGUUGUAUACUUAAUAUGAGAUGUUCAUAAAUGCAUUCAUUCUGACUUGAAUAAAUGUUUUUA
Messenger RNA from Menidia menidia (Atlantic silverside), 2248 nucleotides. Lineage: Eukaryota; Metazoa; Chordata; Actinopteri; Atheriniformes; Atherinopsidae. The record is from the annotation of a GenBank genome assembly.